CAAAUCUAAGACCACCCAACCUAAAGCCAGCACCCAGGAAGCAGCAUCUGAUCGCCAGGAGAGUGCCGAUGAUGGUACGCCAUUUGUUUCAAGGUCAGUCAGUCCGGAUUCCAUUUCAGCUGCUUACGACAUCCAGAGUGAUGAUUUUAGCUCUGAAACAUCCAAUGACGUUGAUGAUUACCCACCAAGUUCAGUGGACCCUGACAGCAGUGAGUGCAACAGCAAUAUCAACCACAUUCCUGUGCCAAAAGUCAGCCCUGAGAAACAAACCAUUGAAGAUGAUGAUGAUGAUGUCGUCAUUGUUAAAGCAGUAGGGCUCCAGCCACCCGAGCAAACUAUGGCCAUAAAACCUCUAGCAGUCACAUCCACAUCAAACCAACCUUUCCCAAUGAUGGUUGGCUCAUCAUCGCCGUCAUUCCCUAGGCCCAUUUCUACUCUCUUGAAGUACAUUCCCUCAACCACUGUGUCAUCCCUUCGAGGUUUUCUCACGUCAUCAACUCAGUCCUCAAACAUGAGAACAAACCAGUUUUCUCAGCAAAUAAAUAUGAGCCCAACAGGACAAAGUGUGAGCCCCUUUGUCAGUAUACAACAAAACCAGGUGUCCCCAUCAAGGAACCC
Molecule: messenger RNA, 618 nt
Organism: Lymnaea stagnalis (great pond snail)
Lineage: Eukaryota; Metazoa; Mollusca; Gastropoda; Lymnaeidae
Source: the annotation of a GenBank genome assembly